CAGGCUCUAAAUACAUUGGAUUAUCAACAGAAGUGAACGAAUCUACACCUACAUCAAUCCAUGACUGCAUUCGUCAGUCAUGCAUGGUGAAUCCAGGAAGCUCUCUAUCAUUAGAAACCCUGUGAUGUAACAUUACGUCGAUUUGACCAUUGCUUGGUCAAGUGUCGAAUUCUACUCUCACAUCGAGUUUGUAGCUCGUGACACCGGCGGAUCAUUUGACAGCAAUUACCACUCCUUAUUCACAUGGUAGAUUGGACAGCGAAAGGGUGAACAAUAUAGGUUGGAUUGCAUAAUUUAUCUCAAGAUCCGUCAGACGCUAUAGCUUGCCUGCUGGAAAAUAAUCCUUAUGAUUUAACUAUUAUGUUUACAACGUUCGUCUCCAGGAAGGUAGCAGAAAAGAAUUCUUGCAUUCGACAAGUGAUUGUUGCCGUAACUUAGAAAUGAUACAUAUUUCUCAACGCAAUCUGAAAGAUCAAUAACUUUUGACAAGCAUUUUUUUUUACAGACUAUGCCGUGAUCGGAUUCAGGAAACUCUCCUUUGUGAAAACCACGCCCUCGAUCGAAGAAUAGUUUACUCGGAACUAAACAGUGAUCCGUUGUGCUUUUUUUUUUACAACAGUACGACUUUAAACUUCACCGACCGAAGUGAAUACAGGCGGUUGUUAACUUAUAUAUAAAUCAUCGCAAUUUGAAACUUUAUUCUGACAUCCGUAAUUGAUGUGACCCCACAGCAACCCAACAACAACGCUCGGUAAACAUUCUACCUUUUAAAUUAUCCUGUAAACUGUUGGUUUGAUUACAUUCAAAAUGGCGGAGUAUGUGGAUGCGAACUUGACAACGGGCGACAACUCGUCGACGGGAUCGCGAGGUUGUUCUGUCGACGUCAGCUCGGCAAGGGAAGAGAUGGAGGUACUGAGAUCAGUAGGAUGGGGUAUAGCCUUACUCGUCACCAUGACUGCGCUAUCCUGUGCUACAGUCGGCAUGUUUCUACAUUCGUGGGUUCGGAUCAGGCGACAGGUCCCUUACGGAAAUCGGAGGAUUUUUCUUGUUCGUCUGUUUGCGCUUUUCCCGGUCUUUUCAGUAACUUCUUUGGCUGGCUUCUAUGUCCCCAGAGCAUCGCUUAUAGCAAACUGGGGAUCUAGUUUGUAUCUGUCGGCGACUCUUUACACGUUCGUUCUCCUGAUCGUCGACUACUAUGGGGGCGUGGGGCCUAUGGAGGACCAUCUCGAUGGGAUCAAGGUCUCCCUCUCUGCCCCGCCCCUAACAUGCUGCUGCCCGUGCUUGCCAAAGAUCAGUUUCACCAUGACGAACUUUCAUCGAAUGAGAAUGCUGGUCUUACAGACCGCUUACAUCAGACCACUUUGCGUGUUUCUUGGUGCUGUGUUGUGGGCUGACGGUAUCUACAAACCAUCCAUAAUUGAAGCCGACUCAGCCUUCGUCUACCUGAGCGUCAUCACUCUCGUAUCGUCCCUGGUCGCUGUCUACGGCCUCUCCGUCAUCUACAACGCCACGUACAACCAGCUCCAGCACUUCAUGAUCUCCGUCAAGUUUGUCACCAUCAAGUGCGUGCUCAUUAUCACCAACGGGCAGAACCUCGUCAUCGCCAUGCUCAUCGCCAAGGAUGUCAUCCCGUGCGUCGGACCCCUCGACUCGGCCGCCAGGGGAGCGUUCCUCUACAACAUGCUCGUCAUCUUCGAGAUGUUUCUCAUGAACUUCUUCUUCAAGAUCUACUACUGGCGAUGGAUGGUCAAGCACGAGUACGGCCACCGCUUCGUAUCGGCCUCGGUCGGUGAAAUCACCGACAUCAAGAACUUCGAAGCAAACGCACCCAUGAACGUCAUGAACGAGCGCAUCAACGGGUCAUUGUCGAAUGUCUCGAAGUAGGGCUCGUUUAAGAGUGAGACGGUCGUAUGAUGACGGUGAAGCUAUCGUCUGAGAGUAUGGACUACUCAGUGGCGGAUCCAGGGCCCCCCCCCCUUGAGAAAAAAACCAUGUAAA
Strongylocentrotus purpuratus (purple sea urchin) is the source of this 1998-nucleotide messenger RNA. Its product is annotated as organic solute transporter subunit alpha-like. The record is from RefSeq and is a predicted model, not a curated record. The transcript has 8 exons. Gene Ontology annotation, molecular function: transporter activity. The coding region runs from base 808 to 1884 and encodes 358 amino acids. Gene Ontology annotation, biological process: transport. NCBI's taxonomy places the organism in Eukaryota, Metazoa, Echinodermata, Echinoidea, Camarodonta, Strongylocentrotidae.